Messenger RNA from Camelina sativa (false flax), 1847 nucleotides. NCBI's taxonomy places the organism in Eukaryota, Viridiplantae, Streptophyta, Magnoliopsida, Brassicales, Brassicaceae. The record is from RefSeq and is a predicted model, not a curated record.
ACUCUUUCUUCCUCAAAAAUCCUUUGCACCACCAUUCUUGUAAAGACUUAGUCUUCUCUCUCAUCUCUCUUCAAUGCUCUCAUGAUAACAAAACAAACUCUCUCACCACAAAUUCUAUAACAAUAAAUAAAUUUGUCAGAGAAGAAAUUUCGUCGAAUUGAAAAAGAAAAGAAUAAAAAAGUUAUCUUUAUAACCUUUUUCUUCUUCUACUUCUAAUCAUUCACACCCAAUUUAAACGAUACCUGUCCGAUCUCUAUCCAUCAAUAUUUUCUUGUAAAGUACUCUGUUUUAGCUUCACACGCCAUUUUUUUCUUUCUUUCUCUUUGACUUCAUAUAAAUAAUCAUGCCUGACAAAGAAUUGUAUUUGAUUUUUUAAGAUUUACAGAUACUUAUUUAUUUUGAUAGAGGGUAACACAAAGGGUUUGGCUUUAGUUUUUCUUUUGUUGGGAUGGGACUUUGUUGGAGCUCUUCAUCUGAUUCUUCUCCUCCUACAACAACACCUACCUCUACUGGUAACAUCAGUUCAGGGGCUUUAAAGUCAUCAAACAACACGACGACUACAGGAACAUCAAGGGGAAGUAACAUCUCUAGCAAUAGUGGGUUCUCUGUGACAAGUGGUGAAGAUGCUUAUCCCGAGGGACAGAUACUUCCCAUUCCGAAUUUGAGGAUAUUCAGCUUAGCAGAACUUAGAGCUGCAACAAGAAAUUUCAAGUCUGAGAAUGUUCUUGGAGAAGGAGGAUUUGGGAAAGUCUUUAAAGGCUGGCUUGAAGAUAAGGCGCCUGGGAAACAAAGCGUUGGAACCGUGAUUGCUGUUAAGAAACUGAAUGCUGAAAGCUUCCAAGGAUUCGAGGAAUGGCAAUGUGAGGUAAAUUUUCUUGGGAGGGUCUCUCAUCCGAACCUAGUGAAACUAUUGGGAUACUGCUUGGAAGGUGAAGAGUUGCUUCUUGUGUAUGAGUUUAUGCAGAAAGGGAGUUUAGAGAAUCAUCUCUUCCGAAGGGGUUCUUCUGUUCAGCCGCUCUCAUGGGAGAUAAGGCUUAAGAUCGCAAUAGGAGCAGCUAAGGGAUUAGCGUUCCUGCACGCUUCAGAGAAGCAAGUAAUUUAUAGAGACUUCAAAGCUUCAAACAUUCUACUUGAUGGGUCAUAUAACGCAAAGAUAUCAGAUUUUGGAUUAGCGAAAUUAGGUCCUUCCGCGAGUCAAUCUCACAUCACAACACGGGUUAUGGGUACACAAGGUUAUGCAGCUCCUGAGUAUGUUGCUACAGGUCACUUGUAUGUAAAGAGCGAUGUUUACGGGUUUGGCGUUGUCUUGGCCGAGAUCUUAACUAGUUUACAUGCGCUUGAUCCUACUCGUCCCACCGGACAACACAAUCUAACCGAAUGGAUUAAACCUCAUCUGUCCGAAAGAAGAAAACUAAGAAGCAUAAUGGACCCUCGUCUAGAAGGAAAGUACCCUUUCAAAUCCGCUUUCCGAGUCGCUCAACUGGCUUUAAAAUGCCUUGGACCCGAACCUAAGGACCGUCCAUCGAUGAAAGAAGUUGUGGAAUCGCUUGAACUCAUAGAAGCUGCUAAUGAGAAACCGUUAGAGCGAAGGACCACUAGAGCUGCUUCUCCAUCCGUCCGUCAACAACAAGGCCAUUAUCGCCCGCAACAUCUCUCUUCAUUUCGUCCUAGGCAUACCAUGGCUCGAGCUCGUUAGUGUUGUUUUGAAGCCACGAGAUUCUUUUUUUUUUUUUUUUAAGUUUUGUAUUUGUUAAAAGAUCAUCAGAACCCAAUUCGUAUGUAUUACUACUACUAUAUGGAACAACCAAAAUAGAGAAAACAGAACAUAUGCUGUACUUGUAGUUGUA